AUGGCCUCUACCACCCCCUCGCCUGCCGGGACCGCCGUCCAGCCCAGCAGCCUGCCUUUGUUCGAGGGCGACGCAUUCCUCGGCGAGGUCGAGGUGGUCGCCCCGGAAAACUACCACCCGUUCCCCAGUUGGACCGAGAUCCGCGUCACCGGCCGUUCGCCGCCCAGCCAGACGUGCCCUCCUGUCGCCGUCCUACAGAUGAUCAGCCCUGAAUCAAUGAUGAUCUGCAAGCUCCGGCCAAAACAGCAGCCCAGAUCUGCCCUGCACGCCCUCCACUCCGCCUGCCUCAACCAACGCAUGACCGCCGUGGUGGAUGUUGCCAGAGGGAAGGAGGAGCUGCACCUCGUGGCCAUGAAAAGCUGCAAGAACGCCACGCCAUGUGGCUUCUGGUGCUGGUCGGUACCACGCGGGCUCUAUGCGGCCAACCUCCGGAUGCUCGAUGGGCGGCGCCUGGCCGUCGUGCUGGACCUUGACGAGACCCUGGUGGCCUCCAACAACAUGAGCACCUUCGAGCACCGAAUGGACAAACUCAAGGGGUGGCUCCUGGAGUGCAACGUCAAUGAUGCUUCCAAUAUGAAGGCCAUCUCGGACGAGCUCUGUAGGACUUCCAAUGACAUGGACUUGCUCGUGGAUUUCGCGGACAAGGGCGCCAUCGUCAUCGACAACCAGGAAGUGAUCAGCCGUGGUGAGGAGGUGCGACUGCGUGCUCCUGCUGGGCAUAUUAAGGGGAUCCGGCCUGUCAUCAGGGACGUGCCGAGCAGGAAUAAUGUGGUUCUCACGUGCAUCAAUCCACAGGUUCCUGAGACUAGUGUUUUUGUAAACAUAAGACCUGGUUGGGAUGAUUUAAGGACUUACUUAUCAGGCAUUGAACACCUAUUUGAGGUCUAUGUAUGUACAAUGGGUGGAAUAGAUUAUGCUCAUGAGGUAUGGAGACUGCUUGACCCAGAAGCCGGAUUGAUCAGUCCAGAGGAGAUUUCACAACGUAUAAUAUCUGCGAAGUCAGAUUCCAAGAAAUCACUUCAGCGUGUGUUUCAAGAGAGUUUAUGCCACCCAAUUAUGGCUGUGGUAAUUGAUGACCGGUCUGAAGUUUGGGAUGAUAAAGAUAAACAACGAGUUAUUGAAAUCCGAGCUUACAAUCCAUCAGCUUGCCCAGAAGACAAGGCGGUGAAUGGUCUUUCUGUGCUUGAGAAUCUAAGAAGAGCUCUCUCGGAUCUUCAUGAAAAUUUCUUCAGAGAGUUUGAUGAAAAUCUAAUAAAGAAAGGAGAUGUGGAAGUAAUGUAUGAAAAUGAGGCAUUAGAUCUUCUGUACCCUCCCAGCAAUAUGUUUCACUACAGCCCAUGGAAAAAGGGCAAUAAUAUUGCACAACCUAGUGAUGCUCCUGCACCAGAGGAUACAAGUGGAGCUCAAGUAAAGAGGGGAGCUUGAAUGGACAGCCUGGCCUUGUUGGUUCAUCAAAUGAGGUUGACCAUUCAGACAGUGCGAGGGAAAUUAUAUUUAGAACCUCAUCAACUGAGCCAACUCAUUCGGCACCUUUAAUUUAUUGCUAGAGUUCUAUAUAUGCAUUUUUCGAGCAAUGGUAUACAAAUGAUCAUAUUGAGUGGUGGACUUAAUACAUGCAUGCACUAAUAAUUUGGGAGAUGGAGAACGUUUA
Messenger RNA from Brachypodium distachyon (stiff brome), 1651 nucleotides. Its product is annotated as RNA polymerase II C-terminal domain phosphatase-like 2. The coding region runs from base 1 to 1425 and encodes 474 amino acids. Lineage: Eukaryota; Viridiplantae; Streptophyta; Magnoliopsida; Poales; Poaceae. The transcript has 8 exons. Gene Ontology annotation, molecular function: RNA polymerase II CTD heptapeptide repeat phosphatase activity. The record is from RefSeq and is a predicted model, not a curated record.